AUGGAUGCAUUGGGAGAUGAUAAGAUCAAGAUGAUUGGAGUUUGGGGGAUGGGCGGUGUGGGCAAAACCACACUGGUUAAACAAGUAGCCGAACGAGCAAAGCAAGGGAAGCUGUUCACAACAGAAGUCUACAUAGAUGUAUCCUGGACUCGAGACCUGGAAAAACCUCAACGAGGAAUUUCUAAUAUUCAAAAAAAAAUUGCAGAGAUGUUAGGCUUGAAAUUUACGGGGGAGGAUGAGUCCACAAGAGCAAUUGAACUGAUGCAUGGACUGAAGAAGCAGAACAUCCUUCUUAUCUUAGAUGAUAUUUGGAAGGUGAUAGAUCUGGAGCAAGUUGGAAUUCCUUGUAAAGAUGAUCGGAUGGCAUGCAAAGUAGUGUUGACGUCAAGACAGCAUGGCAUGUUAUCUAAGGAUAUGGGUACUUGUAAGGACUUCCAUGUUAAUCAUCUGUGUGAUGAGGAAGCUUGGAAAUUAUUUCAGAGGACUGCAAGUGAUUUCGAGCAGGAGCAUGAAUUGCGGCCCAUAGCAACUGAAGUAUUCAAAAAAUGUGAGGGUCUUCCAGUAGCUAUUGUAACAAUUGCAACGGCGCUAAAGGGUGAGGGAGUGGCUGUAUGGAGGAAUGCCUUGCAGGAGCUGAGAAUGUCUACACCAACAAACAUAGAAGGAGUGACUGAAAAUGUGUACUCGUGUCUGGAGUGGAGCUACAAGCAUUUGAAAAGUGCUGAAGCGAAGUCAUUGUUCUUGCUCAUUGGUUCACUGGGCAAUGGUGAUAUUCCAUUGGAUGACUUGUUAAAAUAUGGCAUGGGUUUGGAUUUGUUUAGUAAGAUCGAUUCAUUGGAGCACGCAAGAGAUAGAAUAGUUUCCCUGGUGAGAAUUCUUAAAUCCUCAAGCCUGUUGCUUGAUGCACUUGAAGAUGAUAAAUACUAUGAUAGAGCUCCAAGCUUGCUUUUUGUGGAGGAAGGUAACGGGUUUGUCAAAAUGCAUGACGUGGUUCGUGAUGUUGCCAAAUUAAUUGCAUCGAAACAUCUUCAUCAAUUUGAGGUGGACGGAGUUGUUAGAUCACAAGAAUGGGAAAAGAGUGGCGCUGAACCGAGAAAUUGUACAGGAGUGGCGCUGAACCGAGAAAUUGUACAGGCAUAUUUUUGA
Molecule: messenger RNA, 1146 nt
Organism: Vitis vinifera (wine grape)
Lineage: Eukaryota; Viridiplantae; Streptophyta; Magnoliopsida; Vitales; Vitaceae
Product: disease resistance protein At4g27190
Exons: 1
Coding region: 1-1146 (381 amino acids)
Molecular function (GO): ADP binding; ATP hydrolysis activity
Source: RefSeq, a predicted model, not a curated record